AUGACAUGCGACGCUGACGAAUACAACAACCCUUACAAAAUCAAUAUAAACCUAGUGGAUGACAAAGAUGGCAAACGUAAGAGGUUUUUCGAAAAAGGACUCGGCGCACUCUUAGACGACAACUAUUUUCUACUACUCUACGUACCUGAAAAUGGAGGCCGAAUGCAAGUUGUGCGGCCUGCCAGUGAUCUAUUCCAUCGAAAACGCAUCAUCAAAAAGAUUAAUGAAGUGAAACGCAUCCCAUCGUUUUAUUAUGCAUUGUCACAUCUUUGGGGGCUUAGAAAAGACAACCGAUACUUGUGGAAUGAGAUUGGUGAACAUGUGGAUGACGAACAAGGGCAACCUGUCAAACCUGUUUCGAUGCGACCUGAAAAGCGAGAUGCCUUACUAGCACUACUCAAAGAUCACCCAGACAGCUAUUGGUGGAUUGAUGUUUUAUGUGCACGUACCGAUACACCCUUGGAUAUCAUGGGCGAUAUUUAUGCAUGCUGCCUUGAAUGUAUUGCUAUGAUUGAUUGUGAGCCUACUUUGAUAUCAAAGAUUCACACUAUGUCGGAUGCGGUGGACGAAGCCGAGAAAUUAUGGCGCGAAUCUGGGGAAGGAUUUCUAACAACACAGCAGUUACAUGGGACUAAAAGUUCCCAGUUGAUGGAACUCGUAUACACAUUCUUACAAAGCGAAUGGUGGCAACGUGUAUGGACUUGGCAGGAGAUGGCUCUACCUAUGGGAGAUGUGCGAUUUAUGGCUGAAACAGAUACAUGCCUACCACAAACCAAUACAAUCACGCUGAAUGAAUUACUUGGAUUUCGAAGUGUCCUACCUAUUUCCGAAACAUUACGCCCUGAUAUUGUACGCGAAAAUCACGGGCUUUGGACACCUUUCGAAUUUCAUCGAAGACUCAGUGCCAUAUACUUCGCUAGAGAAUCCAAAUCUCAUCGUAUCAAGGCAAGAAAUGCGAGAUUGCACUCUAUAAUGAUGUCAUUGAUGUAUUCCAAUCGACGAUGUUAUGAUCCAUGUGAUUACGUUUAUGGUGUGCUAGGGGCAAUGCAGAUUAAAAUCCCGAGAAUGGACGAUCCGGAUGAAGUUUGGCGCCAUUUCUUGUCAGAGCUGGAUGCUUUAAGUCCGCUUGAUCUUAGCCCAUGGAUUGAUCAUGCAGAUGAAAUCGAUUUACGAGAAGUUGAAAAUAUUGGUGAAGUAUACAAGAAGCUAUCAGACAUCUAUUUGGAAGACGGAAUCGCUGGAAUAUUACCGUCUAGUUUCAACAAAUUGGAUCCAUUACAAUGA
Messenger RNA from Lichtheimia ornata, 1284 nucleotides. RefSeq lists its product as uncharacterized. Lineage: Eukaryota; Fungi; Mucoromycota; Mucoromycetes; Mucorales; Lichtheimiaceae. Bases 1 to 1284 code for a protein of 427 amino acids. The transcript is spliced from 3 exons. The record is from RefSeq and is a predicted model, not a curated record.